This is a messenger RNA of Triticum aestivum (bread wheat), 1709 nucleotides long. Its product is annotated as UDP-glycosyltransferase 82A1. The record is from RefSeq and is a predicted model, not a curated record. Gene Ontology annotation, molecular function: quercetin 3-O-glucosyltransferase activity; quercetin 7-O-glucosyltransferase activity. Lineage: Eukaryota; Viridiplantae; Streptophyta; Magnoliopsida; Poales; Poaceae. The transcript has 2 exons. The coding region runs from base 16 to 1485 and encodes 489 amino acids.
UCGAAAGCGGCCGCCAUGGGAGCAGAGCCAGAGCUCGUCGACCCCGCCGUCGUCCUCGUGCCGUUCCCGGCGCAGGGCCACGUCACGCCGAUGCUCCAGCUGGCGCGCGCGCUCGUCGCGCGGGGCGUCACGGCCACCGUCGCCGUGCCAGACUUCGUCCACCGCCGCAUGGGUAGCGUCGACGUCGUCGGCGGCGUCGCGCUCGCGUCGAUCCCAAGCGGCAUCCCGGACGACGACGAAGAGCCACCGGGAUUCGCCAGCAUCGCGCACGCCAUGGAGCACCACAUGCCCGCGCACCUGGAGCAGAUGCUAGCGCGGGGGGAGGCUCCUGGCGCCAGGGGUGCCGCGUGCCUCAUCGUUGACGUCCUCGCGUCGUGGGCCGUCCCCGUGGCCUCCCGGUGCGGCGUGCCUGUCGUCGGGUUUUGGCCGGCGAUGCUGGCGACUUUCGGCGUCGUGGCUGCCAUCCCGGAGCUUCUUAGCAAGGGGUUCAUCUCAGAUUGCGGCAGUCCCAUUUCGACGGAAGGACUCAACAAAGAUGAAGCGAAAGCAGACCUCCAGAUCGCAAACAACCUCCGCAUAGUACCCGAAGACUUGCAACUUGGCACCAAAGAGCUGCUGCCAUGGCUCGUCGGCUGCGCUGCAUCGCAGAGAUCAAGAUUCGCCUUCUGGCUCCAGAUCCUACAGCGCGCCAAGAGCCUCCGCUGCCUCCUGGUCAACUCCUUCCCGGGCGAAGCCGCCGACGUAGUUUCCGGCCAGCACGGCGCACCACAGGACCUCCGAAUUCUCCAGGUCGGACCACUGCUAACCGACGGACUGCUUGACGAUCCGCACGAGUUGCCAGCAGAGAACCCUAGCAUGUGGCAGGCAGAUGGAUCGUGCAUGGAUUGGCUUGACCAGCAACGUGCAGGGUCAGUGAUCUACGUGUCUUUCGGGAGCUGGGUCGCGCCGAUCGGGCCGGUGAAGAUCAGCGAGCUGGCGCACGGCCUCGAGGCCACCGGGAGGCCUUUCCUGUGGGUUCUGAAGAACGAUCCUUCGUGGCGAGCCGGCCUGCCCAGCGGGUACAUGGAGACGGUGGCCGGCCGUGGCAAGGUCGUCUCCUGGGCGCCUCAGGGAGGCGUUCUUGCGCACGAGGCCGUCGGGUGCUACCUCACCCACUGCGGCUGGAACUCCACGCUCGAGGCGAUACAGCACGGGGUCCGUCUCCUGUGCUACCCGGUCUCCGGUGACCAGUUUAUCAACUCGGCCUUCAUCGUUAAGAUGUGGGAAAUAGGGAUCAGGCUCCGGAGCACUGGCAGAGGCGACGUGAAAGAUUAUAUCGAGAGAAUCUUGGAAGGAGAAGAUGGAAGACGGUUGCAGGAGAAGAUGAAUGAGUUGAGGGAGAGGGUUGCGGUGGGUGAGGCGAGGUUUGUAGCCAAGAAGAACCUCAAGGCCUUUGUUGAUGGAAUUAAGAGAGAUGACCUUGCUCCAGGGCAUCUAGCCACAUAAUUAAGCUAGAAGAGUUCGACCCAAUGCUUUAUUUCUGUUGUCUCAGUGAAUGCCGAUUCAGCAAGGUUUAUGCUGACAUGAUUUCUCAAGGGAACGAAAUGCUUCAUAGAUCUAGCUAGAUAAAAUUAUGCGCUUUGAGUAACAUCGUAUCCAUAUUUUCAAUCAGUUUGCAACAUGAACAAUAUUCAAAGAAGUUAUAUGAUAUACUAAAUUUAUUUAUGGAA